Messenger RNA from Corvus hawaiiensis (hawaiian crow), 3231 nucleotides. It is a transcript of the gene RABIF, whose product is annotated as RAB interacting factor. The record is from RefSeq and is a predicted model, not a curated record. Gene Ontology annotation, cellular component: membrane; cytosol. Gene Ontology annotation, molecular function: guanyl-nucleotide exchange factor activity; zinc ion binding. NCBI's taxonomy places the organism in Eukaryota, Metazoa, Chordata, Aves, Passeriformes, Corvidae. The transcript is spliced from 2 exons. The coding region runs from base 34 to 471 and encodes 145 amino acids. Gene Ontology annotation, biological process: post-Golgi vesicle-mediated transport; small GTPase-mediated signal transduction.
UGUGACGUCACGACGCAGGCCCCGCCCCUCGCCAUGGCGGCGCCCUGCGCGGAGAUGGAACCGGCGGCGCCUCCUCCCUCCCCUCCUCCUCCUCCUCCCGCCGCCGCCGCGCCGGGCUCGGCCGGGCUCGUGUGCGCGCAGGGCCGCAACCUGCGGGCGGUGCUGUGCCAGCGCUGCGGCUCCCGGGUGCUGCUGCCCGGCGCCGCCACCUUCGCCCGCCGUGAGCUCCUCCUGCCCGCCAUGAGGAAGAAGGCGGCGGCGGCGGCGGCGGCGGGAGGCGGCGGGGACGUGCUGCGGGAGCACUGGCUGGUGCGCGACAUGUUCUCCUUCGAGAACGUGGGAUUCACCCGCGACGUGGGCAACGUCAAGUUCCUGGUGUGCGCCGACUGCGAGGCGGGGCCCAUCGGCUGGCACUGCCUCGACGACAAGGACAGCUUCUACGUGGCGCUGGAGCGCGUGGCCCACGAGUGACGCCGGCCUCGGGCCGGGAGCUGGGCCCAGCCGCCGGGAGCCCCGACAGCCCCGCGGCCGGGCAGCCCUGCGGACUGACACGGGGGACUGACCGCAGCUGGUCACCCCAGAGCCCGACUGACCACGCCCUGCCUGCCCCAUGGCCCGGUGCCCCUUGGCCUGGCUGGCCACAGCUUGCCUGCCCCCCAGUGUGACUGACCCACAGCCCGGCUGGUCACCCCACAUCCCAGAUCCACAGGCUGACCAGCGUCAGGAAUUGCAGCCCUGGCACAGCCAGCUUCUCAGCUGCACCCACAUGGGAAGAGUGGUGGUGGUGGGAGGGUCCCCUGUACCCUGCAGGGACAGCUCACCCUGACGGUUUUGUCCCGGAGCCUGAUCUGCCCCAGUGUGGCUGCUGCACCUCCCUGGUGGCUGCUGUUGCUCCAAGGGGCUGAGGUGUCUCUCAGGCUGAUGGCCCUGUGACACCGUGGAAAUGGGGGCACUGGAACGGGGCAGCAGGAGCACAGGACUGCUGCACUGAGUCAUCGUGGCAGCUGAAACUGUCUGACCUGCAGCCAGAGCAGUUCUGGGGUUUAAGGCUGAAUCUUCUGUUGAUUUUCAGAAGGACUGUUCGCUGCCCCAAGCUCUAACACUUACGUUCUCCAAAACCUCAUCCCACCCGACAGCUGUACUCUGUGAGAGUUGUGGCACCUGAAGUGAGUGCAAGGCGUUCCAACUAACGUUUGCAGUUCUAUUAACUGAGUACUUGGAAACAAAAGACAGGUAGAAUGUGCAGACAGCACAGGCUGAUAGAGCAGCAAAUAAAUAAAUGUGCCAGACCACAGAGUUUUCAGGCAGCAAGAGUGCAGAGAUUCCAGCCUGGAAAGGAUCUGAAUCAUUGGACAGGUAGUGCUGAAGCAUGUCAGAACAGCCGUAUGUGUGUGUGUUAAACAGUGAUGUCAGGAAGGAAUUUCUCUUCUGUAAAAGCUGGUGGUAAGAGUAACCUGGGAUAUUGUGACCAGUUUUGUUUUCAGCCUUUUAAAAGCUGGGCACAAAGCUAAUUAAAAAUGGAAGGAGGCUGCAGCAGCCGUGGUUCUCACUGCAUUUAUCACUACUGGUAGUUGUUGCAAACCCUUGUAUGAGUGGCAGAGCAGCUCUCCAGGGAUGCUCUGGGGUCCCUGGUGCUGUGCCUCCCUGUGGGACAUAUCACUGUCCUCUGCUCAUAAGCACUUGGCUACUAACCCAGCUGUGAAGGCAUAGCUGUCACUGUGCUGGGGUGAUAGACUUGUUUGUGCCACCAAACUCCAGGUGGGUUGUGGGUGUGCUGCCCCAAGGCUGUGGGAAUGACCUUUCCCUUGCUCCCUUAAUGAAACAGUUUUGCUGGCAGGGCUCUGCACAGCAGGCACAGCCUCAGAUGAGUCUCCCGGAAGAGGCAUCCUGACAGCAGGAGGGGCAGAAACAAGUCCCUUCUUCCUGCAGUGCUUGAGCACCUGCACUUGUAAGAUUUGGAGACUCUGCCUUUAUGUGGAAGAUCCAAGGUGUUGGCUGUUCUGGGGCUGCUCUGUCAGGAACCUCUGCUGUGGGCAGUCAGGAUUUAUCAGGGGAGGGAGAGAGGCAGAACUGUGGUCUGGGGGCUGAGGGUCUCACUGGAGCAGGAGGCAAAUCCUGUGCUGUGUCCUUGCUACCUGUGUCAGAUGGACAUUUGUCAUGGAAACUGCUUCUUCCCUCCUGCCCUUCCUGUCUCUUAGCCCUAAGCCCAGGGACUGCACAGGUUCAUCGAGGAGAUGUACCUCGAAGGACAAGAGAGCUUCACUUGGGUUCUGCACAGGCAUGGCAAAAUGGUGGGAUCACAGAACUAAUUUCACACUUUCAUUUGGGUUGUUGUCUAUCAGGAAAUGUGUUCUGACCUGUAAUACCCCAGUGAUAGUCCAUGUUGCCUAAAUAUGCCGUGCUGCACAAGCUUCAUUUGGAAGGUGCCACUGUGCAGAACAGACUGUGGAAAUCAGCUCGGCUAACACUGAGUAAAUGACCUCCAAAAAAUGGUACAUGUGGAUUCCUGAGUAGAGGGUGGCACUGGGACGGAGCUGGGGGAUGGUGGCAGCUUUCCCCGUCAGUAGAACACCCCUGGAGAGAUGGGAGAGCUCGGGUCAAAGGCCUUCAUGUCAGAAUGGCAGCAACUGAGAUCCACCUCAGUGCUGGGAGUGCUGGGAGCUCCUGCUGCGCUUCGGUGGGAGAGGGGAGGUGAAUCCUCCUUGGAUCCAGGUGUGCUUUCUGCUGACUCAAUAGGAUCACAUAGACUUGAAAUGCUAAGAAGAAAUGAACAGUCUGAUGGGAAUUCUUGGGAAGAAGCUUUUGUACCAUGAGAUCUUGGGGGUCUUUCAGCCUCACGUAGGGUCUUGGGUUCCGGCAGCUUGGAAAGGCCAUGAGAAACACCCCUGCAGUGCAGGUGGCACGGGCAGAGACCGGGGCAGGUGAAGGGACAGCUGUGCAGUCCAGCUCCCACUUAGCACCUGGUCUAAUUCAUGUUCCCAGAGGUCACUGAGAAUUUCAGGGGGGUGGGCAGGAAAUGAGGAAAAGGCAGCAUCAUUGUGGAAUUUGAGCUCAGGCAGCUCCACUGUGCUGUUAAUGGAGCAUUGGGGGAGGAAUGUCCCAGUCAGCAGAUGUGGUCUGGGGGAAGAGCAGCUGCUGCUCCACCCAACACAUCACCAGGCUUGGGAUCUGCUGAAGCUGCACCGUUCCUGUGUCAAUGAGAGCUAAUAAAAAUUCACAUAGACUCACAAA